Molecule: messenger RNA, 677 nt
Organism: Phaedon cochleariae (mustard beetle)
Lineage: Eukaryota; Metazoa; Arthropoda; Insecta; Coleoptera; Chrysomelidae
Source: the annotation of a GenBank genome assembly
AUGAAAUUCAACAAGUUGGUAACGGCUUCGAGAAACAAAAAUAGAAAGAGGCAUUUCACAGCCCCUUCGCAUAUCAGAAGAAAGCUCAUGUCCGCUCCCCUUUCCAAAGAACUUCGUCAAAAAUACAAUGUUUCCACCAUGCCGAUUCGAAAAGAUGAUGAAGUUCAGGUCGUACGAGGCCACUACAAGGGACAACAAGUAGGCAAAGUAGUGCAAUCUUACAGAAAGAAGUUCGUCAUUUACAUAGAAAGGAUCCAAAGGGAGAAAGCAAAUGGGGCUAGUGUAUAUGUAGGCAUCCAUCCUUCAAAGGUUGUUAUUGUCAAACUGAAGAUGGACAAAGACAGGAAGAAGAUCAUUGAUCGUAGGGCCCAAGGGAGACUUGCAGCACUUGGAAAAGACAAGGGCAAAUACACAGAAGAAUCUGCAGCAACUGCAGUUGAGACACCCUAAUUUUUAUUUAUGAAGAGUUGACUUCUGCUGGAAAGGUAUGAAUUGAAAGUUAAGAAGCAAUUAACUUUAUUUUGGUGCAUUAGAAUAGUGCAACAAGAAAGUAGGUCAUUAAUUGUGAUCAGUAGAAAUUGGCUGGCAAAUUAUCAUUUAGAUAGGUAACAAAAUAUGUAAAGUAAGUACAGAUACUGAAAAACUGGGAUUACCAACUAACCAAAAUAAACACAAAA